Vigna radiata var. radiata (mung bean) is the source of this 741-nucleotide messenger RNA. RefSeq lists its product as uncharacterized. NCBI's taxonomy places the organism in Eukaryota, Viridiplantae, Streptophyta, Magnoliopsida, Fabales, Fabaceae. Gene Ontology annotation, biological process: proteolysis. Bases 1 to 741 code for a protein of 246 amino acids. The transcript has a single exon. The record is from RefSeq and is a predicted model, not a curated record. Gene Ontology annotation, molecular function: nucleic acid binding; zinc ion binding; aspartic-type endopeptidase activity.
AUGUUUGUAUCUGAGUAUGUUGAUUGCUUCAAGCAUCUGCUCAAAUUCAAUACCAUGGCUGUAGACGAAGAUUGGCAAUGUAGAAAAUUUGAAAAUGGGCUGUGUGGUGACAUUAAGCUUUUAGUGAAAGGUUUAAGAUUAAGAGAGUUUCCGGCAUUGGUCGAGAUGUCUCGAGAAAUGGAAAAGACCAAGAGAGAAGCUGAAGGAUAUCCAAGCCAGCAGAGCCAACCACUGAGGGUUGGAGGCCCAAUACACUCUAGGGGAGGGUCCAGUUCCAAGAAGACCCCUUAUUCCAAGUCUUCUUCCUCUUCUCAGAGCUUUGGAGGAUCUUCUCAGCCAUCUGUUCAGCAGAGCCAACCCACUUCUUUUGGUGGUUUGAGAUGCCAUGGUUGUGGAGGUCCCCAUUUCUUAUCCUCAUGCCCUCAGAGAGCUAGUUACCAGAGGUGCAACAGGUGUCACAGGGAGGGCCACUAUGAGCGUGAUUGCCCUAUGGGUAGGAGAGCAGUAGUUCAACCACAACAUGCAGGGAGAUCCCAGCAAAGAAGAGCCAUCAGGCCCCAGGCCACAGGGCGUGUUUAUGUGCUGACAAGAGCAGAAGCUACUAACUCAGGUGAUUUGAUUUUUUGUCAUUGUUUGCUGAAUGGAAAGAGUUGUUGUGUGUUGUUUGAUUCUGGAGCGACACACUCUUUUGUGUCAAAGUCUUGUGCUGAAGAAUCGGGGUUAUCAGUGAGAGAGUUAUAG